This is a messenger RNA of Babesia sp. Xinjiang, 426 nucleotides long. RefSeq lists its product as uncharacterized. The coding region runs from base 1 to 426 and encodes 141 amino acids. The record is from RefSeq and is a predicted model, not a curated record. NCBI's taxonomy places the organism in Eukaryota, Apicomplexa, Aconoidasida, Piroplasmida, Babesiidae. The transcript has a single exon.
AUGGGUCAUAAGCAAAGUCGAAUUGUACUUUGCCGUAGGCGUAGGCGCUUUUUUAAGUACUUCGUCUUGUGCAUUGUCGAAAGGAAGCCCAGUUGCAAAAUAUUCUUGGCCUUCCGGGUACCAUCGGAAUCACUCUCAGUGGACUACACUAUUAGCGAUGCGGAACUGCUUCUACAACAUGGGUUCAGAGUUAGUGAGAGGAAUGUGGAGGAGUAUGAGGUGACCAAUCCUAAGCGGGGGCCUGUUCACGUCGAUCCCGAGGCAGCAGAUGCGCUAGACCAUUAUUGCGGAAGCAAUAUGCUCUGCAUUCUGAAGCGAUACCACUGUCCGGAUGAUCGCAGCCAGAUAAACAUUAAAAAAAGAACCAACAACGAAAUUAGAUCGCUGCAACGACUUCGCCGAUCGAAGAAUGUAGUCACGCUGUAG